Molecule: messenger RNA, 2405 nt
Organism: Juglans microcarpa x Juglans regia
Lineage: Eukaryota; Viridiplantae; Streptophyta; Magnoliopsida; Fagales; Juglandaceae
Exons: 7
Coding region: 1062-2351 (429 amino acids)
Source: RefSeq, a predicted model, not a curated record
GUCUGUCCACCGACUCCACCCAUGUAUUUUCUUAUUAUCAUUAGUUUUUCGAGCUUCCAAUCGUUCCAGAAAAUCCAACUACGUUACUUAAUUUAUCCAAUAAAGCAACACAUUAAAUGGUGAAAAAAUUGCACACCCACCAUUUUCAUUUGAAAUCCAAAUCAAAACAAUUUAAUGCCCGCAAGUGAUUACAAAGCAUCUCUCUAUAGCUCUGCUUCUGUGGUUUUGGGUGUCUGGUUCCACAUUACUCACACAUUUCUUGAUCUCCUCAGAUUUCAUGGAUUUGUUUCUAUUUUCUUUGUCCUUUAGUGUGAAAAGUUGAGUAAAUUGGCUUAUUUCCCGAGAUGCUACUGGGUUCUUGUUUGGGUUUUGGUGUUUUUACUUUUCAGUGCAAUGCUGCUCGAAGAUUGCUUUUGAGCAGCGAAACGGUCUAAAAAAUAAUAAGCAAAUCCCGCUGGGCUACUCUAGUCGGUGACUUAUCUCGAGACACCUUGGAGAUUUGUUUCAUAUUGUGGCUCAUAAAUGAAAUGUUCGAAGGAUCUGCAAAUAUUUAAGAAGUUGCUGGGACUUCUGGUCUCUGUUAAUGCAAUUUCUUUGAUCACUAUAAGCUUGCUACGGUGUAUGUUUUUUCAUCAGUUUGCUUCAGAACUCCCUUAUUUGGUGAAAAGAAUGUGCUUUGAAGCUGAUCUAAGAUCAAUGCAAGUGUUUUUGUUGUUUCAGUACUGUAUCGUUGAUUUCUUGUGACGGUGGAUUGGCAUUACGAAGGGUUUUUUGCUCGUCAUAUUCUGGCAUAAAAUGUUUUCAGUACACGUCAUAGAUUUUCCGGAAGACUUCUGGAUUUUGUUUGCAGAUAAACUACUCAGACGGAUUUUGACUGCAGCAUCGCACAUUGGCUCUAUGAAACGUUUGGGAUAAAAGUUGGUUUUAUUCCUGGAUUAAAAAUAUUUUCGUCUGCAAAGUUUCUUAGUAGCGUGCUUUUCGGGUUCUGAUAUGUGAUUUAGAAGAAAGAAUCUAGUUAGUACUCUUUGCACCAGAAAAGCUUAUUAGCGAGGUCGCUGAACAUGAGUUUCUUUAAAGUCAGAAAAUUCAGAAAAGCCCACAAACCAGACCCAGAAAAAGAUUUAGAGGAGAAGCCGGUGCCGCAGCAUGAGGAACCAAAGAAUGGGAAUGUUGGUGAUGAUUUGAGUAAAUCUUCUCACGCUGAUCCUGUUCCUGAAGCUGAGGAUGAAGACGACGAUUUUAUUACAAAUGAGGUGAAGAGAAGAUUGAAAGAACUGAGAAGAAACAGCUUUAUGGUUUUGAUUCCUGAAGAAGAGUCAUGUGCUGAAGAAGAGGAGGAUGAGGAGGAGCGUGAGGCAAGCUCUAGUGACUGGAGGGAUGUGGAAGCUGAAGCUCGCCAGUGGUGGGGAGGCGUUGACGCUUUGUAUGACAAGUACUGCGAGCGAAUGCUGUUCUUUGAUCGUAUGAGCAUGCAUCAGGUUAACGAAGUCGGUAGAGGCUCCCAAGCCCCUGCAACUCCAUCAUCAAGAUCCAAAUCUAAGAAGCUUACAUUCCCUAUUGGCUGCCUUUCUCUGAAGAAGUUUGAAGAACCUAAUGACGAAACCGAGCAUCUUCAGCAUCCAGAUCAUGACCCAUACCAAGAUAUUGAAAAGGCAUACGUAGCUCAAAUCUGUUUGACUUGGGAAGCACUUCACUGUCAAUAUACUCAGUUGAGUCAGAAAAUCACAUGCCAAGCUGAUAGUCUGGCCUGCUAUAAUCAUAGUGCUCACCAGUUUCAACAAUUCCAAGUUUUGUUACAAAGGUUUAUUGAGAAUGAGCCCUUUGAGGAGGGUCUUAGGGCACAAACUUAUGCUCGAUCCAGGAAUCUUUGGCCUAAACUGCUCCAGGCUCCUAAUAUAAAAGCAUCAGGUGAAAGAGAAACAGAAGAAUCUUCAGAUCUGACUGUCCCUGCCCUUGAUCUCAUCAAGAUUGUUGAGUGCUCAAUCCUUACUUUCCACUUGUUCAUGAAGAUGGACAAGAAAAAAUCAAGCAGUGUUCUUCACCUGUUUGGAAAUCACAACCAGGUUGCAACCCCUCUUCAACAGAUCCAAUCUGCUCUGGAGAAGAAGAGGAUAAAACUGAAUGAACUGCGCAAAAGGAGGAGAGGUUGGAAGAAGAAUUCCUGGCCCCAAAGAGACGAAGAUGUUGAGCUACUUUUCAGCCUCAUUGAUGUGAAAAUCUUAUCCAGGGUUCUCAGAAUGGUGAGGAUCACCAAGGAGCAAUUGUUUUGGUGUGAAGAAAAGAUGAAAAAACUUGAUAUAGCAGAUGGCAAGCUGCGGAGAGAUCCUUCUCCCAUCCUUUUCCCUUGUUAAUAACAGAUAUGUUAGAACCCUUCAAGUGAGCAAAUUUUUGUUAAUGGUUGGGCA